This is a messenger RNA of Opisthorchis viverrini, 768 nucleotides long. RefSeq lists its product as hypothetical. The record is from RefSeq and is a predicted model, not a curated record. The transcript has 7 exons. Lineage: Eukaryota; Metazoa; Platyhelminthes; Trematoda; Opisthorchiida; Opisthorchiidae. The coding region runs from base 1 to 768 and encodes 255 amino acids.
AUGUCUCAUCGGCAGUCACGAACAGUGCAUUUCCAAUGUCCGUGCCGGGAUUUGAACCCCGGACAUCUGAUAUGCGAGGCGAGCGUGUAUCCAUUACUCCACGAGCCCACGUUGGAUGCAUCUGAAUUUUCACGUCUGAACAUGCGAACGUGUUCACACUUGAGCGAUGAGAUUAGUGUGCCCGACCCAUCGAACGACGACCCAGUAACUGUCCCGGUUUUGACGAUCGAUCGGUCCGUUCGGCUGGACAGGUUGCCACAUGUCCCCGGUGUUCUGACUACACGCUUUUUGCGACCAAGUGGUUGCUGUCCUUCAGUGAAUGCACAUGCACUCAUAAGGUUGCUGAAAACUCUUCGACCGCCCACAACCGAUUUCUCCCUUGUUGGGGCUCAACAGCGACUGAAACGUGAGGCGGCCUGGUGUAGCACAUUCAGUCGCCUGGAAACAUCAAAACCGAGAGAUUCAGCUGGGUUCCAGACGAGUAAAUUGUACCAAUCGCAAGAUUGGGAAGUACCUGAAAUUCAGUUGUUUGAGAACAGCACAAACGGGCUGGGUUCCAGAAUGCAAGCUGGUGACCAUUCCAUAAAGUGCACUGUGGAAUGGAGACGAGUUGCUGAUAAUUCGUCGACAGCCCACGACCAGUGUCACCCUUCUUGGGGAUCAUCAGGUAGGGGCAGCCCUCAAGUUCUACUUGUGACCAAAUUGCACGAAAUUAGCGAAAUACACUCAUUUUUGAGGGGUUCGAAUAUCGUAGCGACUGAAACAUGA